This is a messenger RNA of Sorex fumeus (smoky shrew), 1176 nucleotides long. RefSeq names its product transmembrane protein 270 (gene TMEM270). Bases 1 to 1176 code for a protein of 391 amino acids. The transcript has 6 exons. NCBI's taxonomy places the organism in Eukaryota, Metazoa, Chordata, Mammalia, Eulipotyphla, Soricidae. The record is from RefSeq and is a predicted model, not a curated record.
AUGGACUCCGGCCCGCCCAGACCCAGCCUUCUGGGGGUACUCCUGCUGGCAGUGAAGCUCUCAGCGCUGGUGGUCCAGAACCGGGUGUACGUCUACAAUUUCCUGCUGAUUAAGAUCUUCCUGUUCAACCACUGGCUGUCGGAGCUGAGCCGGGAGGCCCAGGGGCCCAGCGGCCUGCAGGAUCACCCACGGCCUAGGCUCGCUGGCUGUCCUAUGGGCCGGGCCCUCCGGGCAGGGCUGACGCUGAUAGAGUUCCCGGUGUGGCUGCUACUGCAGGGACCUCGCCUGGCGUGGGCUGUCCUGCAGGGCUGUGCCCGGGCCCUGCAUUUGGGCCCCCUGCAGUCCGGUGCCCUGGAUGCAGGAGGCCUGUCCUUAGCCACCUGGACACACACGCUGCUGUCGUGUGUGCACAGCCUCCUGCUGGCGACCGUGGUGCUUGCGCUGCUGGGCUGGCGUCUGUUGCAGAAAGCCCGGGAUUGCAGCCUGGGCCGGUUGUCCUACAAGGCCCUGCUAGAGAACUGCGCGGCGAUGGAGCUGGUGGCCCUGUUGAAGCGCCUGUACCGGUGGGUGGAAAGCAGCAUGGCGCUCACCUCCUGGCACCUGGCCUACCUCGUCACCUGGACCACCUGCCUGGCCUCCCACCUGCUGCAGGCAGCCUUCGAGCAUGCUGCCCAGCUGGCGCAGGCCCAGGAAGCUGAGCUCCAGGACUCAGGGCCCUUAUUCGAGUCCCUGGGCCCCGAGUCCGCGCCAACAGCCGGGGAGCGAGCCUUUGGGACCCCAGGCCCCGACCAGCUGCACAGGCCUGCCGACGGGCGAAGCCCCCUGGGCAGGAACUCGGAGCCCAAACUCCCUCCCUGCCUGCUGACCCCGCCUGACCAGGCAGAGCGGGCAGGCACCCGGACUGUGGCUAUUUCCGGCGGUGGCUACUGCACCUUCAGCCGUGACACCUGUCCCGGCCGGGCCCUGCCGGCUCCUCCACUCUUCCUGCCCCAAGGACGCCCCUCCUUCCCCAGCCCUCUCCCUUGUCCUCACGUCCCCUCUGACCUUCACCCCGAUGUUUCCUCCCCGCUGGGCUCCUACGGGCUCCUGCGCUCCCGUCCCCUCCCGCGCUGGGCCGGCGGCUGGACACAGGCGCCUGCCCGCGCACGCAGCCCCGACAGCGCGAAUGUGGAGUGA